Molecule: messenger RNA, 2241 nt
Organism: Cephus cinctus (wheat stem sawfly)
Lineage: Eukaryota; Metazoa; Arthropoda; Insecta; Hymenoptera; Cephidae
Gene: Dnai2
Product: dynein intermediate chain 3, ciliary
Exons: 10
Coding region: 209-1990 (593 amino acids)
Biological process (GO): outer dynein arm assembly; cilium movement
Cellular component (GO): outer dynein arm
Molecular function (GO): dynein light chain binding; dynein heavy chain binding
Source: RefSeq, a predicted model, not a curated record
AAUUAUAGUAUUAAUACUUAUUACGUUAAACCGAACAAGAAUUAUUUGCACAGGUUGCCAUGCCGAUAAAGAAUUUACUAUAGCUUAAAAUAAAAUUGAUUUAACAGAGCUAACCGAAAGCACUGCUACACUACACUUGGGAAAACAACUUUGUAAUGAGCCCAUGUUUAAUUUUGAGUACUAAAAAAUAAAGUGAUUGAACGAUACAAUGGAAAUUCAGUAUGUUUAUUCAAAGACACGUGCACAAUUUGGAAAAGCUUGUAUAUUUUCAGAAACCGAUAAGGCGGAAGUUGAUAUUCGACCAGAUGCAUCUCAGUUGCAUAAUUUUGUCAGAUUAAAUCCAGUCAGUCAUGGGACUCAAUGCAGUAAAAGAUAUGCCGCUCACGAGGUAAAUACAACUACGGCAACGUUCAAAGAGGGAGGAAUGCAUCAUGUUGAAGGGGGAUGGCCUAAGGAUAUAAAUAUGCAUGAUUUGGAACAAACUGUGAGAUACAGACGUAAAAUUGAAAAAGACGAAUUAUACAUUCAUACGAUGCUUCAAUUGUUACCUCCCAUGGAACAUUACAUUCUACAAAAUAACGCUUGUAAUAUAUAUGAGCAAUAUUUUCAUGACACGGAACCAGCACCGUUGGUGCAAAGGACGUUUUCACGCACUGUCAAUGUCUACCGGGAUAUUUUACCUGUGAAACGGCCAAUUACGCAUAUUUCCUGGUCACCAGAUCAAGGAACACGGUUUGCUGUCAGUUACUGUAACACUGAUUUUAAAAAGUCAAGUAACUCCAAUCCGGAUUCCUACAUCUGGGACGUAGAAAAUCCAAAUAAUCCUUUCAUGAUCCUGAAGCCAUUCUGUCCGGUUCUGACCAUGGAAUACAAUUCAAAGGACAGUAAUGCCUUAGUUAGUGGAUUAAUGACUGGCCAAGUUGCGUCUUGGGACAUCAGGCGUGGUUGUGAACCCGUAGAAGUCAGUCUAGUAGAAAACAGUCAUAGGGAUCCUUGCGAUAAGGUCCUUUGGAUAAAUUCUAAAAGCGGUACAGAAUUCUUCAGCACAUCCAAAGAUGGACAGGUAAAAUGGUGGGACACUAGAAAGAUGCAAGCACCCACAGAUACUUUGGCCAUGGAUUUAUGCAAACCCGAGGAACAAGAUGUGGACAGAGCGACAGGGAUAUCCGCCUUGCAGUUUGAACCUUCUAUGGGAACACGUUUCAUGUGUGGUCUAGAAAAUGGUAUGGUGAUAUCCGGAAAUCGUAAAGGAAAGACGCCCGGUGAAAAAAUCGCAACUAGAUUUAGAGCGCAGUACGGACCGGUUUUGAGCGUCGAAAGGAAUCCUACGUUUGUCAAGAAUUUCUUGACUGUUGGCGACUGGACGGCAAGGAUAUGGUCAGAGGAUUGUAGAGAAUCCUGUAUAGCUUGGACGCCAGGUCAUAGAGAUUUAUUGACCGACGGUGCCUGGAGUUGCACCAGGUAUUCAGUAUUCUUCCUAACCAAAAUGGAUGGUACUCUAGAUGUUUGGGAUUUACUGGUGCAGCAGGACUCACCAGUUUUAAGCGUUAAAGUGUGCGAUGAUUCUUUGACGAAGAUAAGACCUCACGAGCAAGGACAACUAGCUGCUGUGGCUAGCAAAAAUGGAACGACGUACCUAUUGGAACUUUCAGAGGCGCUGACUAUUAAUCAAAAAAAUGACAAGCUGCUUCUAACAGCUCUCCUUGAGAGGGAAACUCGUCGUGAAAAAGUUAUCGAAGCCAAAAACAGAGAGCUGAGACUGAAAAUGAAGACCUACCGCGUUGAGACUGAAGCGGAUUCUCAGGAUAGUCGUCUUAAGGAAAUGCGAAAUGAUCAAUCAGAAUUGGAACGCAAUGAUCCAAUUAUUUUGCUAUCCGAACAAGAAUAUGAAAGCGCCAUUGAAGCGGAAAUAGCGAGACAAGCUUCCAUGGAUAAUACUGAAGUGAAUAACAAUCAUUUACAAAAUGGAACAACAAUCACAGCCAACUGAAUCCAAUCCGUGCGAUCGUCAAAUGAAAUGUUGAAAAUAAAACGCUGGAAAGGAUGAAUACGUUCUUUACAUUCACGUUUCACGUUAAUAUUCUUAUUCGCCACAGUCUUCUUAUCGGUUUUUCCCUCGUGGGCAGCUGCUGUACAUAUAACACAGUUCGACACUGAGUACACCUGCAAUUGCCACCUGGCACUGCCAGACAUCGAGUGAAUAUCCUAUUAGUAUACUAAACAGUUUAGAAGUAAACCAAG